CGCGGGGCGUUCGUGAGCGAGCCGGCCAUCCUGGUGAAGCGCAAGCAGCGCAACAGCCAGAUCUGGUCUGUGGAGAAGCUGGAGAACAAGGUCAUCGACAUGCGCGAGAUGUACGAGGAGCGCAAGGCGUCGGGCGGACCCAUGAUGGUAGAGGAGUCCUUCACGGACCAGCUAGACGCUUCCCUCAUUGCUGGGGACCUGGGCCCCCCCAUGGUGGGCGACCCAUUCUACGAGUCCCAGGAGAACCACAACCUGAUCGGCGUGGCCAACAUCUUCCUGGAGUGUCUCUUCCACGACGUCAAGCUGGACUACCACGUGCCCAUCAUCAGCCAGCAGGGAGAGGUGGCUGGCAAACUUCACAUUGAGAUCUCGAAGGUAGGCGGGGCCAUACUUGACCGCUAUGUGGACAUGGCAGCCGACAACGAUGAGGAGAACGCUGUACCCAUGGGAGCCCCUUUGCUGAUAAGGGUGUGUAUCAAGGAGGCCCGCGGUCUGCCCCUGGCCCUGUCCAACUUCGUGUUCUGCCAGUACUCCUUCUGGGGAGAGUCGGAGCAGUGUGCGGUAGCUCCGCAGAUCCACCCGGAUACCGUCGUCCACCCGGACAGCCACACCGUCAACUUUGUCUUCAGCCAUGAGAAGGUGUUCCGUGUCCCCAUCACAGAAGAGUUCAUCGAGCACUGCUCGGAGGGGGCGCUGUCCAUCGAGGUGUGGGGCCACCGCAGCCAGGGCUUUGGCAAGGACGUGGUCAUGAGCGACGCCGCACAGGCUAAGUCACGCUCCGUGGCAGACAG
Aplysia californica (California sea hare) is the source of this 791-nucleotide messenger RNA. RefSeq names its product kinesin-like protein KIF13A. The record is from RefSeq and is a predicted model, not a curated record. NCBI's taxonomy places the organism in Eukaryota, Metazoa, Mollusca, Gastropoda, Aplysiida, Aplysiidae.